Oncorhynchus tshawytscha (Chinook salmon) is the source of this 1089-nucleotide messenger RNA. RefSeq names its product perilipin-2-like. Gene Ontology annotation, cellular component: lipid droplet; cytosol. The coding region runs from base 1 to 1089 and encodes 362 amino acids. The record is from RefSeq and is a predicted model, not a curated record. The transcript is spliced from 6 exons. Lineage: Eukaryota; Metazoa; Chordata; Actinopteri; Salmoniformes; Salmonidae. Gene Ontology annotation, biological process: positive regulation of triglyceride storage; lipid storage.
AUGGCCAAUGACUUGGCCUGCAAAGGCCUGGAUAAGAUUGAGAAGACCUUGCCAAUCCUGCACCAGCCUUCUGAGCAGAUUGUCGCCAACGCCAAGUAUGCAGUGACCGGUGCCAAAGACGUGAUGUCCAACACCGUCACAGGGGCCAAGGACAGUGUGUCCCACACCUUGACCAAUGCAGUGGACCGGACCAGGGGUGCCGUGCAGGACGGCGUGGAGAUGACCCGUGCUGCCGUGCAGGAUGGUAUGCAGAUGACCCGGGCUGCGGUCAGCGGCAGCGUGAAUACGGUGAUGGAGAGCCGUGUGGCCCAGAUGGUCAGCAGCGGAAUGGACACGGCACUCACCACCUCCGAGAGCCUGGUGGACCAGUACCUGCCUUGCACUGAGGACGAGUUGGAAAUGGAGGCUAAAAUGGUUGAAGGAUUCGACGUGGCGAAGGAUGCACCUAGCUACUAUGUCCGUCUGGGCUCUCUGUCUACCAAGCUGCGUAAGAGGGCGUACCACAAGGCUCUGGCCCAGGUCAAAGACGCCAAACAGCGCAGCCAGGAGUCCAUCUCACAACUCAGCCACACUGUAGACCUGAUUGAAUACGCCAGAAAGAAUAUUGACGGAGCUAACCAGAAGGUGAAAGGGAAACUGAGCUCCCUGAUUGAGUGGAAGUCUAAUGAGGAAGCCGAUGGCAAUGAGGCUGAGAAUAUAGAGUCAAGGACCCUGGCCAUAGCACGCUCCCUCACCCAGCAGCUGCAGACAACGUGCCAGGUGCUGGUUUCUGGCCUGCAGGGUCUUCCCCAGAACAUCCAGAAGGAGGCGCUGUUCCUCAGCCACUCCGCCUCCCAGGUCUACUCCAGCUUCAGCAAAGCGGCGGCGUUUGGAGACCUGUCAGACGGCAUGCUGGCCAGCAGCAAGGCCCAGCUGGGCAAGAUGAAGGAGUCGCUGGAUGGCGUCAUGGACUACCUGGUUAACAACACAUCCCUCAACUGGCUGGUACCAGACUCUACCUUGUCCGACCUCUCGUCAGUUGAGGAUGAUGAAAUAUCAGAUGAGACCAGCACCAACAAACCUCUAUCAGCCCCCAUUGCCCACCAAUAA